ACGACUCGUACAAAAGCCCGCCCACUGUGCGCUCUCAUUCGUCCGUUCAAAUGUCAAUCCACACGCCGGAACUACGAUUAACAGGACCCUCUGUGGCGCAAAAAUGGAGGAUAACAUUAAAGAUCUCAGCCGACCUCAGAUGUAUUUAUUUGGUUGCUCGUUGAAAGCUGAUAAGAAAGAGCACAAAGUCGAGUUGGAUGAUGAUGAGGCUGAACAUCAGUUGUCACUCAAAGCGGUGUGUUUGGGCGCUGAGGCGGAGGAUAAAUUCCACACCGUGGAGAUGGAGGGAUUGACUUACGAUGGUAAAACAACCAAAAUCACUCUUGCUGUACUGAAGCCGUCUGUUCUGCCUUCUCUAAGUCUGGGAGGUUUUGAGGUCACGCCUCCUGUGUCCUUUCGCCUGCAGUCUGGAGGGGGGCCGGUCUACAUCAGCGGUCAGCAUUUCGUCAGUGUGAAGGAAUCAGAGGAUGAGGAGGAUGAGGAGGAGGAGGAGGAGGAGGAGAAUAAUACAUCACCAGUGAAGAGACCGUCCAACAUGACCCUUGCAAAAGUGCCUCAGAAAAAGUUGAAAAUGGACUCGGAUGAAGACGAGGAUGAGGAUAGUGAUGAUGAUGACGAUGAUGAUGAUGAUGAUGAUGAUGACGAUGAUGACGACAAAGAGGUAAAGGCUGUUGAAAAGAGCCCCUCAAAACCCCUCAAAACCACUCAAAAAACCCCAGAGAAGAAGAGUGCAGAUAAGCAGAACGGCUCUCCAGACAAGAAAUCCGGGACAUCAGGGAAGCCCCAAACACGGACACCACAGAAAGUAAAAGACAAGUCUGCAGCAGGGCCUUCUGGGAAGUCUCCCAGCACUCCCAGCCUGAGCGAGGUCAAAAGCAAACUUUCAUCAGCAGCUAAAGAGGGGAAGCCACUUCCAAAGACGGAACAGAAGUUUGAGAACUACGCUAGAAGCGCUUACAAGAUCUCCGAUAAACAAGAAUCUCACCAGAGUUCUGCCGACUUCCGGUUUUACAUCGAGAACCACACCAGAGACGACGUGAGUCGGAAGCAGGUGCGGAUAUAUCAGCUCUACAGCCGAACCACUGGGAAACACGUCCAGAUCCUGGGCAAGAAGAUCAACGCCAAUGGAGACGAUGGGGGCAAGUACGCUUUACUUGUUGUGGAGACGGAGACAUUCGGGAGUCACAUUCGAAUAAAAGGGAAAGAGAGUGGAUACUACAUCUGCAUGAACAAGAAUGGCAAAAUUAUUGGAAAGCCCAAUGGGAAUAACCAAGAGUGCGUUUUCGUGGAGGAAUAUUUGGAGAACAACUACACAGCGCUGGUUUCGGCCAAGUACAAAGGCUGGUAUUUGGGUUUCAACCGAAAGGGUCGACCCAAAAAAGGCUCCAAGACUACGCAAACACAACAGGAAGUGCAUUUCAUGAAGCGCCACCCCAAAGGAAAAGUGGACCCUCUGGAGGAGUUCCGUUUCACGACGGUAACGAAACGGACACGAAGGGCGCGGCGUUUAAAACCCAACCCCAAAACGAACUGAGACGCUCCCCGUGCUCCUUACCUGACAAACACCUUAAUCUAAUCCGAAACAGGAGAAGGAAGAGGACACAAAUAAACAAUGGCUACGGAAAAGAGACAAGAAACUUAAGUUCAAAGAUGUUUUAUUUUUAUAUUUUAGAAGCGUCAAGUUUCUCCCAGCUGUUGAAUGUGGGUCUUUUUUAAACGUAACUGGUAUCUGUUAUUUUAUUUAUACUGGAUUAACUAAGGAUGACCUAUAAGGAACUAGAAUCUCCUGCUUUGACACGUUUAAACUCUGGAAUAGAGAUGAGAGCAAACUGCACCACCUGGGAAACCUUUUAUUUUCAUUUGUGUUGCCCCCAACAACAAGGAUCCAAUAUUUUCCACUGGAACGGGCUGCCAUGGAAACACAUAACAGAGUCAUGUGACCUUUGCAGGCCUCCAUAGGUAAACGUGAAGCUUUGAGUGCAAUAUUUUGAAGAGCCUCUCUGUGGGAUGCCUUUCUCGUCUGAACGGACAGCAGGCCUUCUCUCGGGCCGAAUGCACAGAACGCUUCGAUAUUCUUUGAUACAGCUUAGAUCGACAUGUUUUGACUAGCCAGAUAUCAGCUUUAGCUGUGGCGAUAGUGUGUGUGAGAACUAACAGACGCGAGCCUGGAUAUGAAGGGACUGGAAGCAGGUUUGGGGAAUCGCUCUAAUGCUCUACAUUUGGAUCAUGCGUACGUGCUGAUUAUGCCGUCACCCUAAAUGUAAGCUACCAAAAUACGUAAUGCAAAACCAGGUAUGAUGUAUUGCUCUUUAUGUCCCGGACACUCAACAAGUGUCGGUCUUUGACUACUUCCAGGUCAUUCAGCCAAUGAAAUCGGUCCGCCUGACAAUCAGUCAUGUUCUUUGUGCUCUAGAACGCUUUCUCUCAGUUCUAGAAGGUUUGAGACAGAGGAAAUCCCUUCUGCAGACGCUGGACUCCAGCCACUGUUGGUGAGGUCGACUCUCCAUAUGGGUAUAGCUGUAGUAUACACUCGUCUAUAUACUCAUCGUCUGUCAGACGUUACUAACAAUCAUGCCACUCGUACGAUUAAAUAAAUGUAUGCAAAAAAUAAUAAUUUUAUUACUAUUAUAAAAUAUUUAUUGCCUUUCUCUGUAAAUAUGACUUGAAUUUAUUUGACCUCUGUUAAUAAUAAUAAAAAAGAGGACUAUAUAUGGAAAAUGAAUAUAUGUUAUGACUGUUUUUGUGGUGUUCGGAUAUGUGGAUGUAUGAUGAACAAUAUUACAGUGCUGGAAACUCAACGUUGUAUUACAUAAAACCUACCUGCUCCUGUAGACAGAUGCAGCGUGAUUUCAUAAUCAAAUGUGUGGGUCAAAAGACUCCUU
Molecule: messenger RNA, 2882 nt
Organism: Onychostoma macrolepis
Lineage: Eukaryota; Metazoa; Chordata; Actinopteri; Cypriniformes; Cyprinidae
Product: nucleophosmin-like
Exons: 13
Coding region: 104-1534 (476 amino acids)
Biological process (GO): ribosomal small subunit biogenesis; regulation of centrosome duplication; ribosomal large subunit export from nucleus
Cellular component (GO): nucleoplasm; centrosome; cytoplasm
Molecular function (GO): chromatin binding; growth factor activity; RNA binding
Source: RefSeq, a predicted model, not a curated record